Molecule: messenger RNA, 609 nt
Organism: Caenorhabditis remanei
Lineage: Eukaryota; Metazoa; Nematoda; Chromadorea; Rhabditida; Rhabditidae
Exons: 3
Coding region: 1-609 (202 amino acids)
Molecular function (GO): protein dimerization activity
Source: RefSeq, a predicted model, not a curated record
AUGCCACGUCAUCUACAUCAGAUGCCACGUCAUCAGAUGAAACAGGAGCCGACGGUCGAGGACGAAGAGUUGGAGACAAACAGUCAGGAAUCCGAAAGCCCGCCAGCAGCAGCACCCGUGAAACGAGAGAAGCGCCGAUACAGAUGUCGAAAGAGGAGUCCGGCGACAAUUGAACGAGCAAAAACAGUGAGAAGAGAUAAGGCGAAUGCUCGAGAGAGACGACGGAUGAACUCACUGAAUGACGCUUUGGAGACACUCCGAGAGAUACUUCCGGCGAUGCCCGACGAACCGAAAAUGACCAAAAUUGAGACAUUGCGCAAGGCACAAGAAUACAUUGCCACAUUGUCAUUCCAACUGUCUGGUGGCUCGCCGACAUCAUCCACAUGCUCCUCGAAUCAAUGCUGUGAAACGGGAUCGUGUGGAAUGUGUUCAUCUAUGAGUGUAUCCCUCCAAUCAACUCCAUUCCAAUCGCCAUGCUUCCCACCACCAUCUACAGUAAUCCCACAUCAGUUACAGUACCCCUCGAUGGGAUACAGUAACCCGCAACAGUACUUCCAGCAUCAUCAUCAUCAUCUCAGCCAAUCACCACAUUUCCCAUCGGCGAAUUGA